Molecule: messenger RNA, 1445 nt
Organism: Raphanus sativus (radish)
Lineage: Eukaryota; Viridiplantae; Streptophyta; Magnoliopsida; Brassicales; Brassicaceae
Product: PTI1-like tyrosine-protein kinase At3g15890
Exons: 4
Coding region: 186-1247 (353 amino acids)
Biological process (GO): protein phosphorylation
Cellular component (GO): plasma membrane
Molecular function (GO): ATP binding; protein kinase activity
Source: RefSeq, a predicted model, not a curated record
AAUUAAAAAUAAAUAGUAUUUUUCUCUCUCUCUCUCUCUCUCUAGGGAGAGUCAAAGACGAAAUCUCAGAGCUAAACUCUAGAAGACCUGUACUUUGCUCUCUGUUCUGCAAUAACGAGGAAAGAAUCUAGCAUCAGAGUCAGCUCAAUUUCAUUUUUCUAAUUUGGUUUGGAUUUGUUCUGAAGAUGAAACUUUUUAGCAGCUGUUGUGGAAAAGGAUCCGAUGGGGAAAAGGAAGCCAAGACAGAGCCACCUCGUAAGGUCUUCUCACUGAAAGAACUUCAUGCAGCCACAAACAGUUUCAACUACGACAACAAACUCGGCGAAGGACGUUUCAGCAGUGUCUAUUGGGGUCAGCUCUCAGAUGGUUCGCAAAUUGCAGUCAAGAGAUUAAAGUCAUGGAGCAACAGAGAAGAUAUAAACUUCGCUCUCGAGGUCGACAUUCUUUCGCGUAUCCGUCACAAGAACUUGUUGAGUGUGCGUGGCUACUGUGACGAAGGACAAGAGCGUCUUCUCGUGUAUGAGUACAUGCCGAAUCUGAGCUUGGUUUCGCAUCUUCAUGGUCAGCAUUCAGCUGAGUGCAUUCUAGAUUGUACUAAGCGGUUGAAGAUUGCCAUAAGUGCUGCUCAAGCCAUUGCGUACCUACACCAUCACGCAACACCGCGUGUAGUCCACGGUGAUGUGAGAGCUAGCAAUGUGUUGCUAAACUCUGAGUAUGAAGCUCGGGUUACGGAUUUUGGAUAUGGUAAACUGAUGCCAGAUGAUGAGGCCAAGAAUGAUAAUAACAAUGGGUAUCUCUCACCAGAGUGUGUUGCAUCAGAAGCAGGGGAUGUGUUUAGUUUUGGUAUCUUAUUGCUGGAACUGGUUAGUGGGAAGAGACCAGUGGAGAGGCUAAACGCAACAACAAAGAGGGGUAUAUCGGAGUGGGUGUUACCACUUGUUUACGAGGGAAAGUUUGGUGAGAUAGUGGAUGAGAGGGUGAAAGAGGAGGAGGUGGGAGAAAGGUUGAAGAAAGUGGUGUUGGUGGGUCUUUUGUGUGCUCAGAGAGAGCCGGAGAUGAGACCAACAAUGUCUCAGGUGGUGGAGAUGUUGAUGAAUGAAUCAAAGGAGAAAAUGUCUGAACUUGAAGCCAAUCCUCUGUUUAAGAAACCGUGUAGCGGUGAAGAAAACCAUAGAGAGGAUCAGGAGGGUGUAGAUGUGAUCUCAGAAGAGAAGGAUGAUCAUCAUCAGCAACAAGAAGAAGAAUAGGGAUCCUUUAGGUACAGAGUUUGUUCUCGCAGAUUGUUUUUUUUUACCAUGUUCUGUUCAUAUUUGUGAUAUUGAUUUGAUUGAUUUGGUGUUUGUAAGGUGUGGUAUUUGGUAUGUAAAGGCAGAGUUGUGUUAUUACUUUUGGUCUUGCUUGAAAGAUUGAUACUUAUAUUUAUGUAUGAUACUGAGACUUUUACA